This is a messenger RNA of Tarenaya hassleriana, 1372 nucleotides long. Its product is annotated as chitinase-like protein 1. The transcript has 4 exons. Gene Ontology annotation, biological process: chitin catabolic process; carbohydrate metabolic process; cell wall macromolecule catabolic process. NCBI's taxonomy places the organism in Eukaryota, Viridiplantae, Streptophyta, Magnoliopsida, Brassicales, Cleomaceae. The record is from RefSeq and is a predicted model, not a curated record. Gene Ontology annotation, molecular function: chitinase activity. The coding region runs from base 146 to 1111 and encodes 321 amino acids.
UUUCUCUUCAAGAAUCUCUCAUUAUUCUCGGCAAGUUUUUUGUGCCGUUGAAGCCAAACAAGACUCUCGAUCUCUCCAGAUCUUCCUCACAUUCGUUGAGUCCGUUACCGCUUGUAGCUGAUAUUUUGCUCUGUAAUAGUCAGCUAUGGAGAGUUUCCGGGGUGGUGCUAUUAUUAUUCUGGCAUUGUUGGCUGUAUCAUGUUUGGCUUUGGUUGCAAAUGGGGAGGAGAAGACGAUUCGCGUGAAGAAGGUGAAGGGGAAGAAGAUGUGUGUACAGGGAUGGGAGUGUAGUUACUGGUCGAUCUACUGCUGUAACCAGACGAUAUCAGAUUAUUUCCAGGUUUACCAAUUUGAGCAACUCUUCGCUAAAAGAAACACUCCUGUAGCUCAUGCUGUCGGUUUCUGGGACUACCAGUCCUUUAUCACUGCUGCUGCCAUCUAUGAGCCUCUUGGCUUUGGCACCACCGGAGGAAAACUAAAGGGACAGAUGGAGAUUGCUGCCUUCCUUGGCCACGUCGCCGCCAAGACGUCAUGUGGUUAUGGAGUUGCAACUGGAGGACCGACAGCUUGGGGUCUCUGCUAUAACAGGGAAAUGAGCCCAAGCCAGUCUUACUGUGACGAGUCUUGGAAAUACAAAUACCCCUGCGCGCCUGGAGCUGAGUACUACGGUCGUGGGGCCUUACCCAUCUACUGGAACUUCAACUACGGUGCCGCGGGAGAGGCCCUGAAGGUGGACCUGCUACACCACCCGGAAUACGUCGAGCAGAACGCGACAAUUGCAUUCCAAGCCGCCAUCUGGAGAUGGAUGACACCGAUCAAGAAGUCACAGCCCUCGGCCCAUGACAUCUUCGUCGGGAACUGGAAACCGACAAAGAACGACACUCUGGCCAAACGGGGGCCCACCUUCGGAACCACAAUGAAUGUCCUGUAUGGAGAAUACACAUGCGGCCAAGGCGAUAUCGACCCAAUGAACACCAUAGUAUCUCACUACCUCUACUUCCUCGACCUCUUGGGUAUAGGCCGAGAAGAGGCCGGUCCGCACGAUGGACUCACCUGCGCCGAGCAACAAGCCUUCAACCCUUCAACUGGACCUUCUUCUUCUUCCACGUGAGUCUCCUUAUCCUUUUGUAUCGCCAUUAUUCGUGCUCAUUCGCUUGUUUGUCUCUGUGUGAAAUAAGUUGAACCACGUUUGUGGGUGUAUCUGGUGGGCUGUGUGUCAUAGAGAUUUGAAGAAUGUAUCUUUGUAUUUUGUAUGUAAACCUACUUGUUGUUGUAUUGUAUUAUUUUGCAAACGAUAUGUAAAUCGGGACAAAACGAACCAUGAACGAUAUUGGGUUAUGUUUAUUGACGCCUUGACGUGUCGGUUUACUCA